UCCAAGUGAGAAAGCAAAGCACAGUGAAUUGGACUAUUUGUUCUUAUAAAACAACCUUGGAAGUUGGAACUUCAUCCAAAUUCCCCUAACUCAAUCUCUCUUCUUCCCUUCCCUCCAUUUUCCUUUUCUCUUUCUCUCUUUCAAAUAAGCAAUUUUAUUCAUACAAAUCAUAAUAUGGACAAUCAACAUCUUCUAAAUUGGGCUUACUACUGUCAAGGAAAGUCAAUGGAGGAGUUGAGACAAUCACUUCUAUACACAACUUUAGAGCUUGAACAAACAAGAAUUGCAGCACAAGAAGAACUCACAAAGAAAGAGGAUCAACUAAUGAAUCUAAAAGAUCUUCUCAACAAAAUCAUAAUAGAAAGAGAUGAAGCACAAGAGAAAGUUCAAAAACUUCUAUUAGAGAAGCUAGUUUUUCAGAAUCAGCAAAAUCAAACAUGUCCUGUUUCUGGAGUUUCUAGCAUUGAAGAUGAACAACAAAGAAGAGGAAUUGACUCAAACAACAAUGGAUUGUGUUCUUCAGAUUGUGAAGAAAGCAUUGUUUCAUCACCAAUUGUUGACCAUUUUCAGCAACAAUCCAUGAUUGAAGUGUUGAUCACACCAAACAAACCAUUACCUGAAAAAGGUAAACUUUUGCAGGCAGUGAUUAAAGCUGGUCCUCUUCUUCAAACCCUUUUGCUUGCUGGACCACUUCCUCAAUGGAGACACCCUCCACCACCUCUUGAGUCUUUUGAGAUUCCACUUGUCACUAUACCCUCAGCAACAACAUCACAACAACAACUUCUUCAUCAAGAUUCCAUUUUUGCUACUCAUACUAAUGCUACUAAUACUAAUUCUCAAUGUGGAAGUGUAAGUAGGAAAAGGGUGUUUUCUGAUGCUUCUGAUUCUCCUAAUGAGAAUAAGUACCAAAGGGUUGUACUUCAUUGAUUUCCACUUCCAUGUUUGGACUGAAUCAUGGUGUGCUAUCAUGAUUUUGAUUUUAGCAAAAGCUACAUUUUUUAGCUUCAUCAGAAUUAUGGCGUCACUGUCAUUCCAAAUUUAUAUUCGAUUAGAUUUACGAUCGUAGUUUUUUAAUUUAUACAUCUACAAGAUCAUAGGAUUAAAAUUUAGAAGACUGAUCUAGCAUCUGUAAAGUGGUUUGUUUGUUCUAGGUCACAAUUAUCUGACACUUCGCAAUGAAGACAUAUUCGGUGUCUGACACAUGUUAGCCUCCGACAUUAGUACACGUGGUUACAUGUCAGUGUCGUGUUCAUUGUAUGUGUAUGUGCUUCAUGGGAUUUAACUCAUUUAGAGAAGAAGAUGAAGAAGAAAAAGAAAACUUUGCUUGUUUUUAUGGCAGGCAAUUUUUGGUGUGAAGAAUUUGUUUCCUCUUCACAUUCUAGUACUUUUGCUUCUUGAUGCAAGAGGGGUUUUGAUUUGUCUAAAUUAAUUAUUGUGUAACAAAGAUACUGUAGUCCAGCAAGCAUGUGAUUUGAGAUUGUGUGUGUGUGUGUUUUGUGGUUGUGAAUGAGUAAGAUUUGAUCUUUAGGAUCAAAUCAAAAAUUAAGAGAAAUUGGGUGUGGAGUGGUUGAAUUAGGAGGUGAGUGUGAGCAACAACCAAAAGGGUUAAAGGGAAAGGUUUUUGAAUGCUUGUUGGAUGUUGGGGGUGGACCCAAAUAUUUAGAAUCAGUAUCUAUUAAUGGUGUGAUGUGUAUGAUUAUGUUAUGCUUUUGUUUAAGGAAGUUAUGAUUAUUCACCUCUUA
Molecule: messenger RNA, 1742 nt
Organism: Cicer arietinum (chickpea)
Lineage: Eukaryota; Viridiplantae; Streptophyta; Magnoliopsida; Fabales; Fabaceae
Source: RefSeq, a predicted model, not a curated record